GGAAGGGGAGAGGGGAGCAUAUUCGCCGCCUGAGUAAAUAAUCCUUCCAGGCACCUUCGCACUCCUCUUCCCGCUUUUCUAUCCUGGGGAGCUCCAUUGAGUCACCCCGGGAUGAGUAGCGCCCCCCCCCAGUGCGCGGCCAAGCCUUUUUUAUUUUAGAAGCUUUUCUAAUGUUUCCUAGCGGUGACCGCCCUUUCUCUUCCCCCUUCGUUUUCCCCUCCUAGGGUGGAGCUGGGUCUAUUUAUGUAGAAAAGCUUUUGUCUGCUUCUUGCUUUCCACCCCCUCCCACAAUUUGUUUUUAGGUUCACUAAAGAAAAUGGGGCAGGGGGGUGAUCGAUUGUUUCCCUCGCCACCACGGUGGCGAUGGUCUAAAGGUCUCCCCUCUUUUUAUCUUCUGCCACCCUACCUUUGCACAUGCCUGCCUCUCACUGUUUCAAGAAUGGUGGUGGUGGGGUUUGGGGGAGGUAGUAGACUGGAAGAUGUCAAAAAUGUUAUGCGCGUUAGGGGAGCUCCAGUUUUUGUCUCGCUUCGUCCUGAUCUCAACGCAUAAGAUCGUGAAAGAUGGAUGGUGAUAGUUCUACAACAGAUGCUUCUCAGUUAGGAAUUGCUGGAGACUACAUUGGUAGUAGUCACUAUGUGAUACAGCCUCAUGAUGAUACAGAGGAUAGCAUGAACGAUCAUGAAGACACAAAUGGCUCCAAAGAGAGUUUUCGAGAACAAGAUAUAUACCUUCCAAUCGCAAAUGUGGCAAGGAUAAUGAAAAAUGCUAUACCUCAGACAGGAAAGAUUGCUAAAGAUGCAAAGGAAUGUGUGCAGGAGUGUGUAAGUGAAUUCAUAAGCUUUAUAACGUCAGAAGCAAGUGAGAGGUGUCAUCAAGAAAAACGGAAGACUAUAAAUGGAGAAGAUAUUCUCUUUGCUAUGUCUACCCUUGGAUUUGAUAGCUACGUUGAACCUUUGAAGUUGUAUCUUCAGAAAUUCAGAGAGGCCAUGAAAGGAGAAAAGGGUAUUGGAGGAGCAGUCACCACAGCAGAUGGCCUUAGUGAGGAGCUCACAGAAGAAGCAUUUACUAACCAAUUGCCAGCAGGCUUAAUAACUACAGAUGGCCAACAGCAAAAUGUUAUGGUUUAUACAACAUCUUAUCAACAGAUCUCUGGUGUUCAGCAAAUUCAGUUCUCAUGAUUUGAAGAAAGCUUUGGAUUUGGGAACUUGAGGGAGACGGGCAAAGAAAUGGGAAUACUAAAGGAGAGGAAACUUUGGUUUAAAAUGGCUGGUGAAGAGAAAAAUGUCACUUUGUAUAUACAGAUAGCUGUAAUGUAGCUGCCUGAGGCUUGACUAAUUGAGAUGUGAACUCUGACUCAAACCUUUUUUCAUGAAUAAUUUUAAAAGAAAUUGGAUUUUAAAGGUAUUAAAAUAUUUUUGUUUUGUACAAGAGUUUGUUGCUCUGUAUAACUCCUGUUUGCAUUGUAUAUUGCAAUUUACUACUGUCAGAGAUUUGUAGACAGUUUCUUAUUUUCAUAUUGAAUCAUGUUACUUUUAUAAUUCAAGUAAACAGCUGGGUUUAAUUCAUGUUUACCCUUUGAAUAAAACAUAAGGGUACAGUUCUUUUUGAAUGCAAGUUGCCUUUAUUAUAAAAAUUGAAAUGAAUUUUUGUUUUGUAACCGUCUUGCAUGACUAAAGUUGCGUUAACGUAUUUAUUAAUAUUUUAACUCUGAAAGAGAAUUCCUUGAGCACCAGCAGUUCAGAAGAAGUGCUCCCAGUGUUUUAAUGUAAUGAUUGAAUUAAUGUGAAUCCAGAAGUAACCAGUCUCUAGAUCUUAGCAUUAGAAGCGUGGGACAUAAUCUACUAAGAGCUACUUUGCACAAAUUUCGUAAGAAUGAAGGAGUUUGACAAGAGCUGUUGUCUUGUGCAGGGCUAGUUCUGUGGAUUGUCUGGUGCCCAAUAACAGUGUUACCUGUACAUUGUAGUGCAGUCCCUAUUUUGCAACAAUUAGAAGUAUGUAGUAGAGUGUUUUUGUUGAUUCCAUUGACUAGGGGCAUUCGUCUCACUGCUUUUGAAAUAAACCCUUUUUAAUUUAU
This is a messenger RNA of Rhineura floridana, 2075 nucleotides long. RefSeq names its product nuclear transcription factor Y subunit beta (gene NFYB). Gene Ontology annotation, cellular component: nucleus; CCAAT-binding factor complex. The transcript has 7 exons. Lineage: Eukaryota; Metazoa; Chordata; Lepidosauria; Squamata; Rhineuridae. The record is from RefSeq and is a predicted model, not a curated record. Gene Ontology annotation, biological process: regulation of transcription by RNA polymerase II. The coding region runs from base 562 to 1179 and encodes 205 amino acids. Gene Ontology annotation, molecular function: protein heterodimerization activity; DNA-binding transcription activator activity, RNA polymerase II-specific; RNA polymerase II cis-regulatory region sequence-specific DNA binding.